This is a messenger RNA of Brassicogethes aeneus, 3861 nucleotides long. NCBI's taxonomy places the organism in Eukaryota, Metazoa, Arthropoda, Insecta, Coleoptera, Nitidulidae. The record is from the annotation of a GenBank genome assembly.
AUGAAUAUUGAAUUUAGAGUCCGCUCUGAAAAUGUACAGGAAAAAGCAAACUUUUUUUCAAAGCUAUCAUUUUUAUGGAUAUUACCCUAUUACAUAAAAGGUCUAAAAAACCGACUCGAUGUGACCGAUUUGUUUCAACAUCCAAAAACAAUGUGUUCCGAGAAACUGGGAACCGAAUUGGAGAAGUACUGGUCGGAGGAACUUCACGAAAGUCAAAAAAACAAGCAAAAACCCAAUUUAAGUAAAACAUUAAAAAAAAUAUUUUUCAAACAAUACUUGGUGAGUUCGUUGUACAUAUUUUUGGAAGUAACUGUCUUUAGGACUCUUGCCACUUUGUCAAUGUCCAUUUUUAUCGAACUGUUUUCGGAAGACAAUGCCGAUAAAAAUACCGAAAAAUAUAUCACCGCGACAGUAUACUGGAUGUGCAAUAUUUCUUUUAUCAUUCUUUUGGAGCGUGGAUAUUAUAAACUAGAAAUGUUGUCUAUAAAAGUCAGAGUUGCACUUUCAUCCCUAAUUUUUAGAAAGAUGCUAAAAUUAAAUCAAAAAUCUUUGGAACAAACCUCAGCUGGCCAUAUGGUGAAUCUACUAUCUAAUGACUUAAAUAGAGUAGAAAUAUUCGUAAGGUUUUCAUGCUAUAUUGUUAUAGCUCCUUUGCAUUUAUUUAUUAUAACCUACCUUUCGUGGAUUGAGGUUGGAGUUUCCUGCCUAGCUGGGAUUAUUUUUGUUGUCUUGGUAUCUCUACCAAUGCAAGGGUAUAUUGGGAUGAAAUCGGCAACCUUUCGCUCCAAGGUGGCCUCAAAAUCUGAUAUAAGGACGAAGUUUAUGAACGAAAUCGUAUCGGGAAUCAAAGUGAUAAAAAUGUACGCUUGGGAAAAACCGUUUGAAAAGAUUGUGGAAAAAAUACGCAGCCAAGAGAUGAAUUACGUAUAUCGUUCGUUUCUUUUAAGCGGGUUGCCUUUUCACACCCACUCUUUAAUUCACAAAUUUACCGUAUUUUUAAUCAUAAUCAGUUGCUUUUUUCUAUCGAUUGAUUUGACCGCUGCAAACAUAUUCACUACAGUUCAAUACAUGAAUCUGAUUAGGUACACAAUGUUGCUAAUGUUUCCAAACGCUGUACUAAGCAUAGCAGAAUCUAAAAUAUCUUUCAAAAGAAUAGAAGAGUUUUUGCUACAAGAAGAAAUAACCGACUUUAUUGAGAAACAAACUGUUAAUACUGACGUUUAUUUGACUAAUAUCCAUGCUUCCUGGUCCCCAAAUUCCAUCGUUUUAAAUAUUCCAAACUUUCACGUUCCCAGCGGUAAAUUCUGCACUAUUGUAGGACCAGUAGGUUCAGGAAAAUCGUCGCUACUUCAAAUAUUGCUACGAGAACUUAAACCAAUUUCAGGCACAGUUAAAAUAAAUAAUUCUGUGUCGUAUUGUUCCCAAGAACCCUGGCUGUUUUGUUCUUCGGUUAAAAACAACAUUUUAUUUGGACAAGAGUACAAGGAAGAAAAAUACAGAGAAAUCGUAAAUAUAUGCCAUCUAAACAAAGAUUUCCAUAUAUUCCCCCAUGGUGAUCAAACUUUGGUGGGUGAAAGAGGAGUAAUGUUAAGUGGAGGGCAGAGGGCUAGAAUCAAUUUGGCUAGAGCUCUUUACAAAGAAGCAGAAGUGUAUUUGUUAGAUGAUCCCUUAUCUGCAGUUGACACGCAUGUGGGUAGACACUUGUUUGAUGAAUGCCUUUUAAGGUAUCUAAAGGGAAAAACUAGAAUACUGAUAACUCACCAGUUGCAGUAUUUAAAGGAAUCUGAUGUAAUUUGUGUAAUGAAUAAUGGGAAAAUUGAAGCGUCUGGAUCAUUUGAUGAUUUGAAGGACGGAAAUUUGGAUUUUACAAGGUUUUUACCAAAAAUAGAAAACGAAAGUGAUAAUUUAGAUAACAGAUCAAAAACACCUGAUCCAAUUUCUCUGAAUAAAUUAAACAUUGAACAUUGUAUGUUGGCUAAAGAGCAAGAAACAAUUCCCGAAAAAAUUAAUUCCUUUAAGGAAUACGUAAAGGCUGGAGGCAGUACCUGUUUUAUUUUCUUUUUUAUUCUAGUUACACUUUUAGCUCAGGUUGCCUACAACUUUUCUGACUAUUGGCUCAUCUGGUGGACAGACAAUUCGAAGAAUCAUAUAAAGAUAGAAAUAAUCAACAUAAAUAAAACCAAAGCAGUACCAUCUUAUCAAUCAGACAAACGCACAAACGAUGCAUUGACCAAUUCCGAAAUAAGCUUGAUUGCUUAUGGUGUAACCAUGAUGAUUUGCAUUAUUUUAACAAUAUUACGGAUAUAUUUCACCAGCAAAUUUAUCUGCAAGGCUUCUAACAACUUGCACAAAAAAAUGUUUAAUUCCUUACUUAAAGCACCAAUGAGGUUUUUUAGUACAAACCCAAGCGGGAGGAUUCUAAACCGAUUUUCUAAAGAUAUUGGUGCUACAGACCAGUUAUUACCAGCUGCUUUACUGGAGUCCAGCCAAAUAGUUUUGCUUUGUACUGGAGGAUUGGUAUUAAUCUGCUUAUCGAGCUAUUACGUAGUUAUAUUUGUAGUACUAUUUCUAGCCUGUAUGUAUUUGUUGUUUAGGCUGAACGAAAGAAUAGCAGGUCAAUUUAAACACCUAGAGGGGAUAGCAAAAUCACCCAUUUUUACUCACGUUAACUAUUCUUUAAUGGGGUUAACAACUAUUAGAGCAAAUAAAUCUGAGGAAAAGUUAAACCAGCAGUUUGAUACGCACCAGAACACGCACACUUCUGCAGAAUUCCUUACUAUAUCUUCGGGUACUGCGUUAGCUGUAUGGUUGGAGCUUCUAUGUGUAAUUUUAAAUGUAUGCUUACCAUAUGCUCUAAUUUUAAUCAACCAAUAUGCUCACCCCGUACAAGAUUCGUUCGUGGGUUUAGCUCUAUCUCAAUCACUAGCAUUUAAUGGGAUUUUGCCAUUCGGUAUCAAACGUUGUACUGAUGUUUGUAAUUAUUUUACAUCUGUGGCAAGAAUUUUAUCAUACACAAAAUUAGAGGAGGAAACUCUGGAGAAUCCAAAACACGUUAUUUUAAAACAAACAUGGCCUUGCUAUGGCGAAAUUGAAUUCAGAAAUUUGUAUCUAAAAUACAGUAAAAGUGAUGAUGCUGUGUUAAAAAAUAUUAGCUUUAUUAUAGGGGCAAAUCAAAAGAUCGGAGUAGUUGGUAGGACUGGUGCUGGUAAAUCAUCACUGAUUACAGCCCUAUUUAGACUUGCUGAUGUUGAAGGAACCAUAACGAUUGACAAUGUUAACAUAUCAGAAAUAGGUCUUACGAAUUUGAGACGGAAAAUAUCCAUCAUCCCGCAAGAACCGGUGCUGUUUUCUGAAACCGUUCGGUAUAAUUUGGACCCGUUCCAGGAAUUUACAGAUGAUGAAAUCUGGGAGGUCAUAGAAGAAGUGAAUAUGAAGGGAGCCGUUGUGAGUUUAGAUGAUAUGGUGCUGGAAGGCGGUAGUAAUUUCAGUAUAGGGCAGAAGCAACUUUUGUGUUUAGCAAGAGCUUUGCUAAGGAAAAAUAAAAUACUGGUGCUGGAUGAAGCUACCGCUAAUGUGGAUCUAAGAACGGACGAAUUAAUUCAAAAAACAAUAAAAACGAAAUUUUGUGCUUGCACAGUAAUAACCAUAGCUCAUCGUUUGAAUACUGUUAUGGACUCGGAUAAAGUGAUGGUGAUGGAUGGCGGCGAAUUGGUUGAGUUUGCCCAUCCAUACAUUUUGUUGAAAAACGAAAAAAGCAUGUUCCACAGUUUGGUGUUGGAGACUGGAGUUGGGAUGAUGCAGCAAUUAAAGCAAAUUGCUUACAAUGAAUAUCACUUCAAAGUACAAGUGUAUACAUCUUAA